UACUACUAGCACUACUCAACCUAUACCAGAUCACUCGAUUCCUUCACCUUGCCCUGAUCGGUCCCUGCGUUAUGAGCCGCUUCUGGAAUAAUGGCCCCAUCCCUUCCCGAUGAUCCGCGCUUGUUGCGUCACCCAUCAUGGUCCCGGCGGUCCAAGACUCGAACCAUGUCCCCUACUACGGAGUAAACCACGCAACACCUGACGUAGCCUCGUCGUUCCCACACAUUCCAACCGUCCAUAUUAAUUACUUCCGUCCAGCUAAAUUGCUUGUUGCGCUCUUUACAAUUCAAUCAUCUUGGUGAAUAUCUUUAACAAUGUCUCAGACCGCAAGGCCCGCCAAGGGCGCCACCACGACCACAACAGAGUCUCUUCUAGACACCCCAAUCACUCCGCCGCUCCAAGCGCGAAAGACUCGCGAUCAUGCGAGUCGCGAUGCACUACUGGACCCCUUCUCAGACCCUCGGCAGCGUCCUCGCUCGUCAAGCGCCGUGGGCCAUCCCACACCCGCUCAUUCCGCACCCCGUCGCAGCGCCAGCAAUGCGCACUCGAGGCACAGGUCCACGAACAGCCGCGAUGCCAAGCCGCUCGAGUACAUGAAGUCGCACAAUCGCAGCGCGAACAAGACGCACAGGCGAGGAGCGAGCCUGACCGACCCGAUCGAUGCGCUCGACACGAUCGGGGGAGGAUACCACCAUGAUGGACCGUACGAGGCGACGCUGGCCUCGAGGAACAGGAACCCAAAGUACGCGCCCCUCAACGCGGUCCGGGACUCCAACAACGAGGCGCUGCGCGCGACGCCGAGGGAGUUCAUCGAGGACUCGCUGCGACUGCACGUGCCGCUGCAGGGCGUGGCGACCAUCCCGGCGGGUAUGACGCACGGCGAUCAGGUCAUGAACUAUAAGGAGGGCGCCGAUCUGAUGCGGGAGGAAGACGCUGAAGGUGGUGCGUACAAGCGCUGGGACGGCGUCAAAUAUCACCCGGAUGAUCUCAAGGGCAAGGGCGAGCCGAGCUACACGUACGAGCGAGAUCAGGUGCAGAAGGGCAAGGGACUGCUAGAGCCCGAAGGGAUCGAGUUGCGUCCGCAAUACCGGAUGAGGAGCCACAGCAGUGGUGCCCAUGGCGGCGCAUCUACCGGACGCGAGGGCGGCGACAUUGGGAGGAGCAAUACGACCGGCAAGAAGCGGCUCAGCGAUGGUUUGAAGCGGCGGUUUGGCAUGAAGAAAGACGUGCCAGCCGGGGAGGUGCAUUGAAUUAUUGUCAUGUUUUCACUUUUGCACAUAGGAUAGGACAGGCGUUCUCAUGGGUAUAGAAAUGUAUAUGCAAUCUACAAAUACGCCAAACCUGUCCAUGCCAAGACGCCCCUGAGCUCGUCUCGCGUCUCACUCACGCCGUCGUAGCCUCCCUUGGUGACAACCUCGCUUCUCUUGCCGCUGCCGAGAUCGCUCCACCUUGCGAGGACGCUGGCGUCCACUACUGCGGCACUUCGACCGGCUUGCGAAUCCACGCCCACGUUGGUCUUGCCCUGGGCAUGUCGAUACGCCUUGCUGUUGAGG
Molecule: messenger RNA, 1553 nt
Organism: Emericellopsis atlantica
Lineage: Eukaryota; Fungi; Ascomycota; Sordariomycetes; Hypocreales; Bionectriaceae
Exons: 1
Coding region: 315-1250 (311 amino acids)
Cellular component (GO): cytoplasm
Source: RefSeq, a predicted model, not a curated record